Terrapene triunguis (Three-toed box turtle) is the source of this 1020-nucleotide messenger RNA. Its product is annotated as galanin receptor type 2-like. Gene Ontology annotation, molecular function: G protein-coupled receptor activity. The transcript has a single exon. The coding region runs from base 1 to 1020 and encodes 339 amino acids. Gene Ontology annotation, cellular component: membrane. Lineage: Eukaryota; Metazoa; Chordata; Testudines; Emydidae. Gene Ontology annotation, biological process: G protein-coupled receptor signaling pathway. The record is from RefSeq and is a predicted model, not a curated record.
AUGACCUCCAACUCCAGUGCAGGGAACAGCUCCAGCUCUGUGCUGAGUGACAUCUUCCUCCUCCAAUCCAGGAGGCUCUUUGCUUCCAUCUACUUUCUCAUUUUCCUGCUGGGUGUGCCUGGGAAUGUCCUGCUGCUCCUGGUCCUGAUCCCAGACCUCAUGAGGACUGGUGCCAGCCACGUCUCCCGCCUGACCGGGCCCCUGCUGGUCAAUAUUGCUCUCCUGGACCUCCUCUUCUUCCUCUACGUCGUCCCGGUGAUGUUUGGCAACGUGCUCUUCAAGGGCUGGCCCUUGGGCUACGUGGUGUGCGUCACCUACAACAGCCUGUCCCUCUCCAUCAUCUUUGCCGAUUUCUACAGCCUGCUGGCAGUCUCCCUGCUGCGCUACGUGGCGGUGACCUACCCGACGCGCACCAUGGCUGUGUCCCAGAGGCUCAUCGCCUGGGCCUGCGUGUUUAUAUGGGCGCUUGGCUUCCUCUUCUCCAUCCCCUUGUGGAUUCACUACACAACAGUGGAGGUGGAGGGGGAGACGUACUGCGUGAACCAAAUGCUCAAGCAGCAGUUGGCUCUUUACUUCAGGCUCCUGGGGGGCUUGGCGUUCCUCCCCCCCAUGCUACUGAUGAUCCUCUGCUACUCCAGUAUCAUCUUCACCCUGUGGGUUAGGAGGGGGCUGGCCGUCCACACGGCCUCCAGUCUCCAGGUUAACAGGCGUGCCACGGUCAUGGCUCUGGUCACCGUGGUGACCUUUGUGGUUAUGUGGGUCCCCUACUGGCUGGUGGUUUUCCUCACGAAGGAUGAUGAGUUGCUCACCACAGGCCCCAUGUACUUGGCGUCCAACCUGACCACCUUGCUGGCCUACGCCAACCGCUGCGUCAAUCCCAUCAUCUGCUUCAGCCUCUCCAGCCAGUAUCAGGCCGGGCUGAGGAAGCUUGUGAGGCGGACAGGGUGCUGCCUCGAGCCAAGGUGCUCCACGGACACGGUCAGGGUGGAAGUUGCGGCUGGCGAGGGAGGAGCGCUGUAG